Messenger RNA from Pantherophis guttatus, 1286 nucleotides. Its product is annotated as transmembrane protein 14C-like. NCBI's taxonomy places the organism in Eukaryota, Metazoa, Chordata, Lepidosauria, Squamata, Colubridae. Gene Ontology annotation, biological process: regulation of heme biosynthetic process. The record is from RefSeq and is a predicted model, not a curated record. Gene Ontology annotation, cellular component: mitochondrial membrane.
AACUCUGGGCAAUACGCCGUUUGGCCAUAGCUUUUGCAAAAAGGAAAAAAACAAAAACAAAACCCAGCCCGCAACUCCGGGCGUUGUACUGAUCGGCCCGUGUCACGUGUAUUGCUCUCCUGCAGUUGUUGAACACCCGGGUUAGUUCGAUAGUAAAAGGAUCGUUUGACAGCAGGCUUGUUUAUUCUUGCUCUGCAGCCCCCUGCGAUUGUUCCUGCGCCAGAGAGAUGGGAUUGGACUGGAUUGGCUUCAGCUACGCAGCUUUAGUAGCUUCUGGUGGAAUAAUUGGCUAUGCAAAAGCAGGUAGUGUCCCAUCUUUAGCUGCUGGUCUUCUUUUUGGUGGGAUAGCUGGACUUGGAGCAUACCAACUGUCUCAAGACCCAAAGAACAUUUGGCUUUCUCUGAUUGCUUCUGGAACCUUAGCUGGCAUUAUGGGAAUGAGAUUCUACAACUCGGGGAAAUUCAUGCCUGCAGGAUUGAUUGCUGGGGCAAGUCUGGUGAUGGUUGGAAGACUUGGGCUGAAGAUGUAUGACAAACCGCACAAUGGUUAACAGGGCGUCCUCUGUGGCUAAGAAGACAGAUCACACAUCAGCUCAAAUAUGCCAUGCUAAGAUCAGCAAAACACAUAUCCUGAUUUUAUAAGUGACCAGAUUAAAAGUAAAUGUGUUUGUGAAUAUAGACACUCUUUUCUAUACAAGCAUUUCUUUCUCCAUUCCAAUAGGAACUAUUGUUUAGUAUGGUAAAUUCUUUGUCAUAUUCCAUCCCAUUACCAUAAAGUGGUAACAAGAGAAGUAGCUGGAAAAAGACAAAGAAGUAGGUUGGCUGAGCUAAGAGAGAGAGAAAAUAGGGUCACCCAAUAUUCCUUUCUACUCCUGUGUCUUUUAUAGAGUUGUGUGGGCAGGUUUCUGGCACUAUUUGCUGGCGUCACAUUAUCUCACUCAACUCAGGGAGCAAAAUGACUUGUGUAAACAUUUCCAGUGUGAAGGAGCCAAUGAUUUUUCCCUUGCCUGCCGUGCUCCAGAUGCUUAGGUCUCUGCAGUUGCCUUAAGCCAGUUUACAGUAACCUGGUGUUGAUCUGAUUUAUAGGAAAUACACCAUUUCAUCAUUCUCAACCAAGAUGGUCAGUUGCUGGAAAUGAAGGGGUUUCCAGAUCCAUAUGCAGGGAAGAUAAUCAGAAUGAAGGAACAAUAGAUUGAAUUUUGAGCUCUUGAUUUGUCCCUGAAGAAACGGAGAUCCUCUUACCCCUGUCUAAAAUGCUCCUAAAAUAAAUUGUCUUUUGUGAGUGA